Pollicipes pollicipes is the source of this 3938-nucleotide messenger RNA. Its product is annotated as cyclin-L1. The transcript is spliced from 6 exons. The record is from RefSeq and is a predicted model, not a curated record. Gene Ontology annotation, molecular function: cyclin-dependent protein serine/threonine kinase regulator activity. Lineage: Eukaryota; Metazoa; Arthropoda; Thecostraca; Pollicipedomorpha; Pollicipedidae. Bases 2637 to 3575 code for a protein of 312 amino acids. Gene Ontology annotation, biological process: regulation of transcription by RNA polymerase II.
ACUGCCGGCCGAAAGGUGGUACUGGGCGCCAGGCCCUUGUAGGCUGCUCUGACCGCUCGCUCUCGCUCGCCCGCCCGUUCGCCCGCGCCUGGCCCGAUGUUACGCCGCCGAACGCACCGACCCCGCCCCAGGCCGCCAGCCCGCAAAUUGGCGCAAGGAUAUUUCUCUGGAAGCUGACAGCUAUAUUGUGGUCGUGUAUACAAGUUCGGUUAGGUCACUGCUUGAAGCUACAGUUGCUGAGAUGAGCCUGGAUGUUUUCUUCUGGUGGGGAAACGUCGCUCGGUCUGUUUGACUAUGCGUCACAAUUUUGAUAAUGGCACGCAUUGGGAGCGGCGGAGUCCGAGUCACAAGUCAUAUAGACUGUCUGGUACUGCAGAUGGAAUUGGCCGCAAGCUGCACUCUCCACCGCUCCCAAUGCAGUGUCUCGGGGGCCCGCUGAGUUCUGUCGCUGCCGUGUCGGCCGUUCUGAGCGUUCAUGCAGGCGAUGGCCCUGACCGGAGGUCCAUGUGGCGACUGCGACGGACGUCGCGCGGGGGACACCAGGCGCCGCAGCUGGAGGUGCGUCUGGCGGCGCGCCCAGCCACGCCAACAGGUGCUCUGGACUCCGCCCUGCGUCAUACCGCCAGGGCGCUCUCGCCGUAGACGUCAUGGUGUUUGGGGAGUGGAUGGGCGACCUGGCUUGGUCAUUUCCAUUUUCAACAUUUGAUCACGGUUCUACAAAACGUGUGCAGUUUAUGCUUGUAUUCACAAGAAGUUAGCAUACCAAAUUCUAGUGACAUUUGACUAAUUGUACCAGAGGAAAAACCAUGCCUGAUGUGUUUUAAGUGCUUGCACACUUCAUCCAAUGGCUAACUGAAUAUUCCUCCAAAUUAAUUUUGCUGGCACUGUUUAAUAACCCUUUCUGAUUCAAAGAUUGGUCUUUCCAGGACUGAUUGGUCACUUUGGGAAAGUAUGGAUAGCAAAUGUACAGGUAUUUGCUAAGUUGAUGUUUUGGGUAGAGUUCAGAGAGCAUUGGCAUAAUUUGCAAUGCUGUCUUUCACUGUGAUCCUACAAAAUUCAGGCACCAGGCUGAUUGGUUUUGAAAGUUUCAUAUGUCUUGUCUACUUUUGACAUCUACCAAAGCCACAUCUAUCUUGGAUAGCAAACAUUUUGUUUUGCAUGGGUGCUGUGGUCAGAACCAUUUGUUUUUAGUUGGUGUCUUGUUUGGGUACAAAUGAUGGAUUGGUAAAACAACUGCCAUCUUGUACAUGAUCAGUUCAUGCAUUUCAUGCAUAGUGUUCAUCCUGUUCCCUGCAGUUUUGCUUCCUUUUUGCAUUCUCCUUAUUGUUUUGUUUCAGUUUAUCAGACAUUCCAGUGGUUUUCAUUGUUAUUUGUCCGCAGUACCUGUGAUUGCUUGGCUGAUUUUUGUUUCUUGUUGCCUUGUCUGCUCCAUUCCCAUCUUCUCUUGGACGAGUGCUGCUGUAUGUUGACAAAGAUGCCACAUAGUCAAGUUUGUGAAACAUGAUGCUGAUGUGCACCAUGAAUAUUAAUGGUUACAUGUACUCAGAUCAUCCAUCCUCAGUUGCACUGAACUACACUUGACAGGGCAUAUACCUGGAUCUACAUAGGAGCCUCAAUCUGGGGGAAACUGGGGACAUCCCAAUAUUGACUAGAUGGGCAUAUGUCCUUUCCUGGCAUUGGACCAGUAUGCAGUGCAAGCAUGACACUGGUAGCUUCUUUGCAACAAUGAUUGCUAAGCAAUAAUGGUUACAGGGGUUUGUUGCAAAUUACAUAUCCAUGGUGGCUAUUGUCAGUCAUGAGAAAUGAAGUGUUCAUUCUGUGAGGAAUCUGUAUCUUAAUACCUGAUGAAGAAGGCCAGGGAAGGUAUUGUAAGAACAGUAAAAGCACCAGGAAGAGCAGGCAAGCAACUUCUAGUAAUAGGAUGAGGUGUGCUGGUUUUGUCCAUAGGCAGUCUUUAUCAAUAUAGGUCACUUCAUUUAAAAAAGUCAAAAAAUCCUGAAAAUAAAUCCUUAGCUCACACAAUAUUUCAUGCAUGUGUUGCCUAUCCUUGCUUCGGCAUGCUGUGUCAUCCAGUAGUUUUUUCUGGUCAGUAGUUUUUUCCAGAACCCACCAGCAGUGCUGGGCAAAUGAUAAAAAAGUAUAAUGAUGAGGCUCAAUUGUACUGUAAAGAUACAGUUCAAACAUGCGAAUUACCAUUGUGGCAACUAACAUUGAUGUUUUGUUUGUCAGCUUUGCUAUUGGGGCAGCAUCUGCAGUCAAUUAAAUGUUAGCAUGUUAACAUCACAUCAAAUUGCAAAAUUUGUUGGUGUAAUCUGUCUUUGCAGGGUUGUGUGUUGGUCCCUAGCUUGGAGGUCUGUCACAGCGUUUCCAUGGCUGUGACGUUUUUGUUCAAUGGGUCUGAGCUGCCGGUGAGAUAUUUGCUGCAUGUCACGGCGAAAGUUAGGUAGUGUGGUUCUUUUCUGUCAGUUGGCAAUGUUCAAUGCAACCCAAUAUGUCUUGCUUUUGUGAAGAAGUCAUUUGGGGUAGGGUUGAAAAUCAGGUUUGUUGCUUAGCUGUUUGGCCAAUGUUCGUUCCAGGGCUCCUCCUGAGUUACAUAGGAGACAACAUCCCAUCUGCUUAGGCUGGCGGACGCGUCUAUGGCAAUGUUAGGCGUGCUGUGGGUCGAUAGGUGCUGUCGGCCGGACCCAUGCCACUGCGCCCACAGUACUGCUGUCCUAAGGAACGCCAUGAACGACGCGCUGCGCACCAACGUGUUCAUCCGGUACAGUCCGGAGACAGUGGCGGCCGCCUGCAUCUACCUGGCGGCGCGCGUCAAGCGCGUGCCGCUGCCCAGCCGGCCGCACUGGUUCCACGUGUUCGGCAUGGACGAGGCCGACCUGCGCGACAUCGCCACCGCCAUCAUGCGCCUGUACGGGCGCUCCAAGCCGAACGCCGACCAGCUGGAGCGGGCCGUGGAGGAGCUGCGCGCGCGCCAGCAGGAGCAGCGGCUCAAGAACAAGCUGUUGUCGGGCACCAACACGCCGCUGGGGACGGGCAACAACUUCAGCCCGCUGGCGUCGCACAACGCCUCGCCGGCUGAGCAGCGGCCGGGCGCCGCCGGCUCCGGCGGCCGCGACACGCCCAACGGCGACGCCAAGCUCAACAAGGAAAACAUCGCCGCCGCCGCCGCCGCCGCGGUCGCCAAACGCACCGACAGUUCAAGAUCGCGUUCGUCGAAUGAAGAUGAUGACCGCCGCAAACUGAAGUCAAAGAACCGCAGGGAGCGCUCCCACCACCGGUCGCGCUCGCGUUCGCCGGUCGAGAAGCGCCGCCGCCACUCGUCCACGCCUGACCGCCACAGGAACAAGCACAAGAAGGACAAGGAGCGCAGCCGCGACAAGCACCGGCGCCGCUCGGCCGAGCGCGAGCGCGCGCGCACGCGCUCCCGCUCGCCGGCCCGCUCCAAGUCGAAGCACGAGCGGUCGGAGCGCAUGCCGCCGCUGAGCGGCGGCAAGCGCGAGCGGCGCGCCGGCUCGCAGGAGCGCCACAAACAGGCCAAGAAGCGCGGCUACGAAAACAACCACAAGCGCCGCUGACGGCCGACGGCGGUCGGGGAGCGCGGGCGCCGGGCGGCCCAGGGCGGGGCCGCGGCGUAAACAGUAGUGCACUGGCUUGAGGGGCGGCGUGCAUGCGGGUCUGUGUGUGUAUAUACGUGUACUGUACUGUACUGCCGGCUGCAGUGUUGCCAUUGUGAUCCAUUCUGAAGUGUGCCGAGUGUUCAUCGCCGGGCGUAAUUAGGCACCAGUAUUCACGCCCAUCAGUAGCGUGCCUAGAUCAUGUCACAAUCAUCCGAUCAUCCCAGUGUAAGUGUACUUGUGAAGGCGAUCCCGCCAGCGAUAGGCAUUUAUCGUCGAACCAUGUACUUGUCAAAAUGUAUCUCAAUACAUGACCAUGUGUAA